Molecule: messenger RNA, 2507 nt
Organism: Siniperca chuatsi (mandarin fish)
Lineage: Eukaryota; Metazoa; Chordata; Actinopteri; Centrarchiformes; Sinipercidae
Product: protocadherin gamma-A1-like
Exons: 1
Biological process (GO): homophilic cell-cell adhesion
Cellular component (GO): plasma membrane
Molecular function (GO): calcium ion binding
Source: RefSeq, a predicted model, not a curated record
UUCAUACUUUGGACAGUAAGGGACGCUAUUGGUCAGUGAAACAAGUGUUCAGAGUUGAUUCAGUUUAGGCAGAUCCCUCAUUUUACCGUAUAGCCGGGAUGGAGAAGACAAACUGGGCCGUAUAAGCAGGACUACGGCCACAAUUUCAUCCGGAGCAAGGACUUUAAAAUCAAAGGAUUACUUUCUGCAACUGGCUUUGUUCUCGGUGGAUUGUAUACCGCAGGCUGUUGUUAUCACCUUGUCUUAUUUGUACAAUGGCGUUUGAAAAAUCUCCUCCUUUUUGCUUAAAAUGGCGUUUGUAUAGCAAGUCAUUAUGGCAGUUUCUGCUGUUCCUUUGGUGUCUCACUCACAUCGUGUCUGCCCAAAUCAGGUAUACAAUUCCAGAGGAGCUGAAAAAGGGGUCUUUUAUUGGUAACGUAGCUCAAGAUAUUGGUUUGGAUGUGCAAAGGCUUCGUUCUGGCCGGGCCCGUAUCGUGACCAGACAAAGCAUCAAGUACACCGAGCUGAAAACAGACAAAGGCAUUUUAGUCGUGAACGAGAGAAUAGACCGAGAGCAGCUUUGUGGAGACGUGACACCAUGCAGCUUCAGCUUUGAGGUGAUUUUAGAAAAUCCUAUGGAAUUACACCGUGUAACAGUGGAAAUAAUUGACAUAAAUGACAAUUCUCCGACGUUCAGAAAGGAUGAUAUUAAAUUUGAAAUAAGCGAAUCUGCCACACUGGGAUCACGCUUUUUGUUACCCAGUGCCGAAGACGCAGAUGUAGGCAGUAACGGUCUCCAGAAAUACAUACUAACUACCAAUGACAUAUUUGGUUUGAAGCAGCACUCGAGUCCAGAUGGUCGAAAAUAUGCCGAGAUGAUCUUACAAAAACCAUUAGAUAGAGAAAGCGAGCCAAGAAUAUCACUGAAACUCAUCGCUGUUGACGGUGGAACUCCGCAUAGAUCUGGUACAGUAAAUAUAGAUAUUACAGUGCUUGAUGCCAAUGAUAAUCCUCCCAUUUUUAAUCAGUCUCUCUACAGGGCUACUGUCUCGGAGAAUGCAUUAAAAGGUACCUAUAUCACGACAGUGAACGCAAGUGAUGCAGACAGUGGAUCAAACGGUCUCGUCACAUAUAGAUUUUCAAAUAUGAAAGAGCAGCUGGCUGACGUAUUUCAUUUAGACGAAAUUACGGGGAUUGUAACACUCGGAGGGCAAGUAGAUUAUGAAAAAGAUAAGAAAUAUGAAAUUAUGGUUGAAGCUAUGGACCAAGGAGGUCUGAUAGAUUCAAGUAAGGUGCUAAUUGAGAUAGGAGACGUAAACGAUAAUGCACCUGUCAUAAAUGUGAUGUCAUUCUCCAGCCCCGUGCCGGAGGAUUCUGCCUCGGGUACCACAGUGGCAAUAAUUAAUGUGAUUGACGCAGACUCAGAGCGAAAUGGCCAAGUUGUUUGUACAACAGACAGUAGCCUUCCAUUUAAAACAAAAUCAACAUUAACUCAUUACUAUGCAUUAGUAACAGACUCAGCUUUUGACAGAGAAGUUGUACCGGAAUAUAACAUAACUGUAAGGGCCACCGAUUUGGGAUCACCAUCCUUGUCAAGCACAACAAUAUUACGUCUGAGAAUCUCUGAUGUGAAUGACAAUGCCCCAUUAUUUGAUCAGAUUAGCUACGUUUCUCACGUUACAGAGAACAAUUCUCCUGGAAUGUCCAUAUUGUCCGUCACAGCACGAGACAUGGACUGGAAUCAAAACGCUAGAAUAUCGUACUUUCUCGAAGAAACACAGAUCAAUGGCAGUCCAACCUCUUCUUACGUCUCCAUAAAUAGUGAAACUGGAGAUAUCCAUGCUGUGCGCUCGUUUGACUAUGAACAAAUUAAACAAAUUCAGUUGGUAGUAAAGGCGCAGGAUGGAGGCUCUCCUCCACUCAGCAGCAAUGUGACUGUGAAAAUAAUGAUCCAGGACCAGAACGACAACCCGCCUCAGGUUCUGUACCCAGUCCAGACUGGUGGCUCUCUGGUGGCUGAAAUGGUGCCUCGUUCAGCAGAUGUGGGCUAUCUGGUCACUAAAGUGGUGGCUGUUGAUGUGGACUCUGGACAGAAUGCCUGGCUCUCCUAUAAACUGCAGAAAGCCGCAGACAGGGCGCUGUUUGAAGUGGGCUUACAGAAUGGAGAAAUAAGAACUGUCCGCCAAGUCACUGAUAAAGAUGCUGUGAAACAAAGACUGACUGUUAUAGUGGAGGACAACGGGCAGCCCUCUCGUUCAGCUACAGUCAUUGUUAACGUGGCGGUGGCGGACAGCUUCCCUGAAGUGCUGUCGGAGUUCACUGACUUUACACACGACAAGGAGUACAACGACAACCUGACUUUUUACUUAGUGUUGGCUCUGGCUGUAGUUUCCUUCCUCUUCAUCACGUGUUUAGUGGUUAUUAUAUCAGUGAAAAUCUACAGAUGGAGACAGUCUCGCAUCCUGUAUCACUCCAGCCUCCCUGUGAUUCCGUAUUAUCCACCACGUUACUCGGACACUUUGGGGACA